Molecule: messenger RNA, 2571 nt
Organism: Parasteatoda tepidariorum (common house spider)
Lineage: Eukaryota; Metazoa; Arthropoda; Arachnida; Araneae; Theridiidae
Source: RefSeq, a predicted model, not a curated record
AUGCCUAAUGUCGAUCCAAAAUUCUUACAAAUUUACUUUAUGGGCGAUGAGGAGCAACAAACUCAUACACGAUGCGUAUACAACCAUAUAGAGCAGAUGGAGGAACGAGAAAUUGUCGACAAUUUGGAAACGUGCUUGCAAAAUCAUAACCAAUUUAUACGAUUGUUCAAGACUCUUUCCAGCAGACUGCAAAACGACAACUACGCCAUUGUUAUUAAAGCAGACAAAGUGCCCUAUGGAGAGCACGCAGGCACAUAUAAUGUUCCAACUGUUAAUGAAGUUGCAAUUGUUAUGGCUGGUAACCCAUGUGAAUGUCGAGAUAUUCGCAUACAACUCAGAGAUAAUACAAUACAAAUAAUUCAAGACAAUCAUCGUUCUUACGACACACUGCAAUAUCCGUUGAUAUUUUGGGAAGGAGAAGAUGGCUAUCAUUUAAAUAUUAAACAAAGGAAUCCAACAACAGGUGAAGAACUAAUCAAGAAAGUUAGUGCAAUGAACUUCUACGCAUACCGGUUGAUGAUUCGUGAAAAUGAAGAUAACAUUCUCCGAUGCAGACAGCUAUUUCAUCAGUACAUUGUUGAUAUGUAUGUAAAAAUCGAAAGUGAGAGAUUGCGUUAUAUAAAAUUUAAUCAAGCGAAACUUCGUUCUGAAGAGUACAUUCAUUUGCGUGACGCCAUAAUCGGUAUUGUAGAUGCAACGAAUGAUAUCAACAACAUCGGUACCGCAUAUAUUCUUCCAUCAUCAUACGUUGGUAGUCCGCGUCAUAUGCAAGAAUAUAUUCAAGACGCCAUGACUUACGUACGCGCAUGCGGCCGACCAGAUCUUUUUAUCACAUUUACGUGUAAUCCAAACUGGGAUGAAAUUAAAAAUUUGCUGUUAUCAGGUCAAACAUCGAUGCAUCGUUAUGAUAUCAUUGCACGUGUGUUCAAACAAAAAUUGAAAUCCCUGAUGAAAUUGAUUACACAUCACUCGGUAUUUGGUGAAACACAAUGUUGGCUUUAUUCUGUUGAAUGGCAAAAACGAGGUUUACCUCAUACGCAUAUUUUGAUUUGGUUGGUGGACAAAGUACGCUCAGAAGAAAUUGACAAAAUUAUUUCAACGGAAAUUCCAAAUCCGAAUGUUGAUCAAGAAUUGUUUGACAUUGUGACUACUAAUAUGAUCCAUGGUCCAUGUGGUUCUCUCAACAUGAUGUCACCAUGUAUGGAUAAUGGAAAAUGUACGAAACGUUUUCCUAAACCAUGUCAAACUGACACUAUCACCAAUAUCGAUGGUUAUCCAUCUUACCGUCGUAGAGAUGUAGACAAUGGCGGUCAAUCAUAUGAAUUGCGUCUAUCAAACGGUGUAAGAGUUGACAUCGAUAAUCGCUGGGUGGUUCCAUACUCACCAUUGCUGUGCAAAACCUAUAAAGCACACAUAAACGUUGAGUUAUGCAGUUCGGUGAAGUCUAUCAAGUACAUUUGUAAGUACGUUCAUAAGGGCAGUGAUAAAGCUAUAUUUGCUGUUCAAAAUGUAAAUAAGAAUGACGAAAUAACACAUUAUCAAAUGGGACGAUACAUAAGUAGUAAUGAAGCUAUUUGGCGAAUUUUUACAUUUCCUAUACAUGAAAGGGAUCCUGCUGUUGUACAUUUGGCUGUGCAUCUUGAAAAUGGACAGCGUGUUUAUUUCACAGAACAGAAUGCACUACAACAAGCUUUAACAGCUCCAAAAACAACUCUUACUGAAUUUUUCAACCUUUGUAAUCGACAAGAUAUUGUUGGUGAAUUUGCAAAGACAUUAAUGUAUACUGAUGUUCCUAAAUUUUUUACAUGGAAUAAACAAUCAAAAAGUUGGGAACCACGGAAACGAGGCACUCCAGUCCCAGGAUUUGCCGACAUAGUUAUGACAAAUACUUUAGGACGAUUAUAUACAGUUCAUCCUAAGCAACGCGAAUGCUUUUUUCUGCGUUUGUUAUUGGUUAACGUUCCUGGACCGACAUCCUUCCAAUACUUGCGAAAAGUCAACGGUACUUUAUACGGCACUUUCUUUGAUGCGUGUCGUGAGUUACAUUUAUUGGAGGAUGAUAACCAUUGGGACCUCACACUUGCAGAUGCAGCACUGAGCUCAUCUCCACAGCAAAUUCGUCAAUUAUUUUCAAUAAUAUUGACAACGUGUUUUCCGUCUGAAGCAUCUGCUCUGUGGAAUAAAUAUAAAGACUCAAUGAGUGAGGAUAUUUUGCAUCGGAUUAGAAUUACUAAUCAAAAUCUCAGUAUUGAAUUCUCCGCAGAAAUAUAUAACGAGGCAUUAAUAAUGAUUGAGGAUAUUUGUAUUCUUAUUUCGAACAUGCCGCUCAUAAAUUUUGGCAUGCCAGCGCCAAUCCGCCAAGCAGCAGAUAUCAUCAACAGCGACGUUCAACGUGAACACCAGUUCGAUAUGACUUCUCUGGCUACUUUUGUUGCUAACAAUGAACGAUUGCUUACUGCUGAGCAACGAAAUAUAUAUGAUCAAAUUAACGUGUCAAUUGCAGCACAACAAGGUGGAUUUUUUUUCUGGACGCACCAGGUGGCACUGGUAAAACAUUCCUCAUCUCACUGA